UUUAUUGUGAAGUUCAAGAAGCUAACGAGCAGAGACUCACACCUGCUGUUUGACUCUACACACUUCUCUUUGUGUAGAGGAUCGGCAAAUGGCGACACACCAGACAGUGUGGCCGUGUUUCCCGGUGACCUUCCCCUGUCAGCUGCUCCUCCCCGGGCAGAGCUGUGCGGCUAAUCAGCACGCGGGCGUGCCGCUGCACUCCGGGCCGGUCCCGGUCCUCAACUACGCGUUGAUCGAGAAGCCGUGUCCCAGUACGUCCCAGUGCAGAAAACCGUGUCCCAAAAAGAACCGGAGGUUCCUGCUGCACAGGUCAGUGUUCGACUUGGUGGAGGCUCAUCACUACCUGUCACGUGAUGACCAGAAGCUGCUGGGCUGGUAUCUCGCUCUGACUCCGGAGGACAGAAAGAUCAUACUGGAUGAAGGAGGUUUUUACCAGUUUCUGCAGAGACACCCUGCGUUGGAACUGUCUCCAUUUCAUGUCUAUGUGAAGUCAGAUAACAGGGAGAGGGCAGCUCCUGUCCAGCCGACCAUCACAUGCUACCAACAGAUAUCUAAAACACCAGGAGCAAAGGAGCGCAGAUUUGGGAGAAGCUGGUGGCGAGGGAAGAGGGAAGCACAUGCACUGGGAAUGGAGUGGGAGCCAAGUGGUCAGAGAGGAAAGCCUGAGCUCAAGAGCCACAUUUCAGUGAUGCAGGACCAGAAUGCUAACGUCACUGCUAACUGUGCUGAAGUCUGUGAAUUACAGUCAAAUCCAAACGAGUCUCCCUCUGAGCACUGCAGCUCUGACUGUGUGGAUGUUGAUGGUGGAGAAGACGGUGACUGGAGCGUCCAAUCAGCCGAGGACAACGGCACCGAAGACGAGUGUCAGGGGAACGCGUUCACUGGGGACGACGAUGGAGCUAACUUUAGUUUGGACCAUCAGAACGACUACUUCCACAGCUUCAUGGGGGACGAUGUGGGCAUCCUUUGCUUAGUGGCUCCCGGAGGAACACAAGCACAUCACUCAGGUCCGGGCGCCACUAAUAGUGAAGCACUGUCAGACACCAGUGAGACUGGGACGUCUCCAGCCGAGGAGGACACCUCAGAAACUUGCACCCCCCCUCAUCCUCGUGUUCCCAGCUGUGAUGUUAUGGUCGGCACAGACUCUGUACCACGUGUGUCCACUUUCACCCAAUCGGAGGAUCCACAAACUGCCGACAAGAACCUCAUCACUGAGGUCCACAUGUCGGAUCUGGACUAUCUGGCUAAGGAGUUUAUCAAACUUAAUGCGGCUCAAAAGGAACAAAAGGAGAAAAUUAAAAGAUUGGGUUCUAAACUGAGACCGGGAUGUGACUGUAUUGAGCGUGCUCAGCAGGCGGAGCUGCGCCUCCUGGCUGUGCAGCACCUCAUGUGCAGGCAACACUGCUGGAGACUCUCCUGUACCUCUGCUGAGGGAGACCAGCUCAUUACGCCGUUCAGAGAUAAAGACCAAUACCGGCCAAAGAAGCCUCCUGCCAGCAUUUCAGGUGUCCUGCAAAAACUGGAGUGUGACUAUAACCACAUGAGGAACAAGAUCCUGGAGGGAGUUCCUCUGGAGCAACUUAAACCUCUGUGUGUUGACUCAGAGAAGAUUAUUACUGGAGCCAGUUACAUCCCUGCACAUAUAAUUGGUGAUGUGAUGGCAGAUCGUCCCUCUCGGAACGCCCUGGAGCCACAGGGGUAUAAAACAUUAGCUGAAGGAAAUGGAUGUCCUGGUGAUCAAGGCAGCGAUGGCAGAUCUCAGACUCAGGACAAAAAGCUGAAGGAGGAGAACAGCAAAACAAGGAGAGCUGUGACUUGUGUCCCCCAGGGAGGAGAUGCUAACCAUGACGCCAACAAGCCGGAGGAAAAGCAAACCAGAGCUGCAUGCAAAGAGCUCAUCAUGAGCGAGUCAUGGUUCGAUGCUGAGGAAGACCUGCAGCCGGCAGGAGCUGCUGACACGGAACAGGACACCACCACGGUCUCAGACGGUCCGACUGAUGAAUCUCCCUGUGAGGAGGCUGAGAGCUCCGUGCUCUGCGUCACUAACCUGCCCAGAAACGUGACAGAGUGUGACGUGAAGACCUGGUUUGAGAAGUACCAUCCCUCUGAAGUCAUCGUCUCUGUUUUAAAGAACGAUCUGAGAGUUGCCAUAGUGACAGUUACUGGCCCCCAGUCUGCCGAGGCUGCGGCGAGGGAGCUGAAUGGCUUCAGCGUGAAGGGCCGUGCUUUACAUGUGAAGCACGUCAACAGAGCCGCCGGUGGGAGCCAGAGUCUGAGCCAGAGUCUGAACCAGGCCUCAGGCAGCGUCAGGGAGUCCUCACAGGAAGCCACCACACUACAACCCCCCCAGACUGACCCCAGUAGCACUGGGAGACAGCUGCCUCUGAGCUCCAGCACCACGAGCAGGAAGGUGGUCUGCAUCACGCCCACAGCAGGGGCCACGUUUGUGCCCCAACACUACGGCACCAUGGGCAGCUUUGAGACCCUGAUGGCAGAGCUGACUCUGCACCACCCGAAUGCCGGGAGGCAGAGGAUUGUCUGUGCUAUGGUAGAACUAGGGGCCAAGCACCAGGGGGCGCUCUGUGGCCUGCCCCUCAGGAGAAUCAGGGAGAUGACCUCGGAGCUUCUGACCAGGCCAGAGAACGUCCAGUAGUCAUGAGUGAGCAGGAUGGAGGCUUGAGAUUUGUUUUUUCUUUAAGAAAGGAUCACAACCCCUUCAGGGUUUUUUUCUUAUGAAGGGUGGGGGGGUGAUGAAUCUAAAAUCAAUCGUGUGACGGCUGAAAAAGUUGUAUGCUUUAAAAAGUAGUUCUCAAAUGUUAGUUUAAUAUGGCGUCUGUGUUCAGGUAGCAUCAGAUCGUUUUUGAUUGUUCUUCAGUGCUGAGUUUGUUGUAGAUACAAGUUCAACAUCAAGUUUUUCACACAGUGCCUACAUCUGGUAAAUCUUUUUUUUUAUCUUUGUUUUUUUUUUAAAGGAAUUUGUUUGUAGAGAUUUGUAAAGUGGCUCACACGGUUGCUCACCGUUGUAAAUCAGCAGCUUUGUCUGUGUUUUACGUUCCAUUAAUAUAAAGGA
Messenger RNA from Platichthys flesus (European flounder), 3070 nucleotides. RefSeq names its product RNA binding motif protein 44 (gene rbm44). Gene Ontology annotation, molecular function: RNA binding. The transcript has 20 exons. Bases 89 to 2653 code for a protein of 854 amino acids. Lineage: Eukaryota; Metazoa; Chordata; Actinopteri; Pleuronectiformes; Pleuronectidae. The record is from RefSeq and is a predicted model, not a curated record.